AUGGCGGAUCUAGUGGGGGCCGAGAUCGUGGUGGAGCAAGACACCCCCUUUUCGACGCCAAAGCGAUCGAGUCGCGUGGUGAGGCCCACGAGCAAAGUCCGAGACACGGCGCGACAACUUGAAGACACCGCGAAAGAAACGAAAAAGAGCACCCGAUACGCGACGCGAACGGCACCGGCUGAAGAGCAGAUCGACCGACCGGCAGAAGUUCGAAAGAGCAGCAGCAGUGGCAGCAGCAGCAACGAUGGAAGGGCAAUGCUUCAGAAGGCCUUGGACCUCCUGGGCGAGUCGCGUAGGGAGACCAAAUGGCUGAAGGAAGCGCUGAAGGAACAGAUGGAAAUGACCAGGGAACUCAAGGAAAUUGUUAAGAGGCAGGAAGAGACGGUGCAGGAGAUGGGCAGACAGCUGGUUGAGAUCAAGCAGCAGAUGACCGAGGAGCUACAGCAAGCCCGCGAGCAGCUCGAAGCCAUCGCGACGAACGCGACAGAUGGACCCCAACGAUCAUACGCCGACAUCACGCGAUCGACACCAUUUCCUCAGCACAACAGUCCCAGGAUCUCGGUCCCAACCGCUUCACCGAAUCCCAUGGACGUGCUUUACUGCACGGUCGACGUAUCGAGAACAGAAGAAGGAGAGGACGACAGGCCCUCGGCCGGAACGAUCCGGUCAAUGGUGGAAAGUGGAGUGCGCUCCGAGCUAGACAACCCUUCGUGGCGAUGUCGGGCGGUCACCAAGGACCCCAAGAACCCGCAUCGCAUCAGGAUCACCUGUAGGGACGAUGGCGAGCAUGAAGUUGUGAAGCGGAUAGCGGAAGUGAAGCUGCCUCGAGGAGCACGUAUCAUGCGAGACGAUCUCUACCCCAUCAAGGUGGACAACGUCAAUCGCACCGCCGUGCUAGACGAGAUGGACGAAGUCCGAUCAGGGGCCGCUGAAGCCUUUAGCCAAGAGAACGACACCCAGGUUGCAAAGAUAGCGUGGCUCAGCAGAAGAGACACUCCCAAGGCGUACGGUUCAAUGGUUGUUUACCUCAAAAGACGCUCGGAAGCAAGACGGUUCAUCGAUGAAGGGUUCAUCUUUGCCGGAGGAGAAUCCGGAACCACCAAGACAUCACGGACCACAAAGCCUAUCAGUGCGACAGACCACAAGUUUGCGGCAGAUGUGCCAAAGAAGGCCAUCACCACAGCGGAUGCAUGGAAACGAUCCCGAAAUGCGUCCCGUGCGGAGGCCCCCACGAAUCGUUUAGCAGAAAUUGCCGGAAGCUUUACCCAUCCCAGCAUGAGUAGAACUUUCCAACUGUUCCAACUGAAUGUAAGGAAACAAGGCGUGGUACACGAUAGUUUGAUGAACGACAAGAAAAUCGAGGACGCAACGGUAUUGGCCAUCCAGGAACCCCAAGCGCGGAGAAUCCAGGGCAGGCUCUUGACGACCCCCAUGGGGCAUCACAAAUGGAUCAAAAUGGUACCGACGGCUGAAAGAGAAGGUAGAUGGGCAAUUCGGAGCAUGCUUUGGGUGAACAAGGAUGUGGAAGCGGAGCAGGUGCCGAUAGAGUCCCCGGACAUGACAGCAGCGAUCGUACGGCUGCCGGAUCGGCUGGUCCUGGCAGUAUCGGUCUAUGUACCGGGAGGAGAUGUCCAGGCUCUGCGAGACACGUGUAUCAACCUCCGCAAAACCAUCACGGACGUUAGAUGGGAAUCAGGGAGGGCGGUGGAUGUGGUCAUUGCCGGCGACUUUAAUCGCCACGACCAACUAUGGGGCGGAGACGAGGUAUCAAUGGAGAGACAGGGUGAGGCGGAUCCAAUCAUCGAUUUGAUGAACGACUUUAUGCUCAGGAGCCUCCUCCGACGAGGCACGAAAACAUGGCAAAGCGGAGACUACGAAACAACCAUUGACCUUAUUUUGGCCUCUGAGGAGCUCGCAGACACCGUCAUCAAAUGCACGAUACACGACACAGAGCAUGGAUCGGAUCAUCGCUCGAUCAACACGGCGUUCGACGUCUCGGUCCCCACGCCGAAGCAGCAAGAAAGACUUCUGCUUAAGAACGCGCCCUGGAAGAAGAUAAAUGAUAGGAUCACGGACAGACUGGGAAGCAGUCCAGCGGGAAACACCGUGCAGCAGAAAACAGACAGGUUGAUGUCGGCAGUCUUGGAGGCUGUCCAGGCGCUGACACCCAGAGCCAAGCCAUCGCCACACGCAAAGAGGUGGUGGACCGACGAUCUCACACAAUUGCGACAUGUGUACACAUACUGGAGGAACCGAGCCCGGACCGCAAGACGCGCAGGAACGAGCACUUCCGACCUGGAAAGUACGGUAAAGGGGGCGGCAAAGCAAUAUCACGACGCCAUACGACAACGGAAGAAUUCUCACUGGAACGAGUUUCUAGCGGACAACGACAACAUCUGGAAGGCAGCCAAGUACCUAAAGUCCGGCGACGAUACGGCGUUCGGAAAAGUCCCGCAGCUAGUGAAAGCAGACGGGACAACAACGACCAACCACAAGGAGCAGGCCGAAGAGCUACUAGCCAAAUUCUUCCCGCCAUUGCCAGACAACAUUGAAGACGAAGGUCCGAGGCAACAGAGAGCUCCAGUAGUGAUGCCUACAUUCACCUUGGAGGAGGUGGAACGACAACUGUUCGCGACUAAGUCAUGGAAGGCGCCAGGAGAAGACGGACUACCAGCGAUUGUCUGGAAGCAGGUCUGGCCGUCAGUAAAACACGACGUCCUCACCAUCUUUCAAGCAUCACUUGAGGAAGGCGUGAUACCGGACCAGUGGAGGCAUGCCCGGAUAAUCCCACUCAAGAAACCAGGCAAAGAUGAUUACACGAUCGCGAAAGCGUGGAGACCAAUCUCGCUUCUCGCCACGCUCGGUAAAGUGUUGGAGUCGGUGGUCGCCGAGAGAAUCUCCCACGCUGUAGAAACUCACGGGCUUCUUCCGACCAACCACUUCGGCGCGCGGAAGCAGCGAUCGGCAGAGCAAGCCCUCGUACUUCUACAAGAACACAUUUUCUCGGCAUGGCGCUCGCGCCAUGUCGUGAGCCUUAUCAAUUUCGAUGUGAAAGGUGCGUACAACGGCGUGUGCAAAGAGAGGCUGCUGCAGCGGAUGAAGGCGAGAGGGACCCCGGAAGGCCUCCUGCGCUGGGUCGAUGCCUUCUGCUCAGAGCGAACCGCAACCAUUAUGGUCAACGGCCAAAGCUCCGAGAGCCGGCUGCUGCCACAGGCGGGGCUUCCGCAAGGAUCACCCCUAUCGCCGAUCUUAUUUCUGUUCUUCAACGCGGAUUUAGUCCAGACCCAAAUCGACAGGAACGGCGGCGCCAUCGCAUUCGUCGACGACUACACCGCGUGGGUGUCAGGACCGACAGCCCAGAGCAACCGAACAAAGAUACAAGCAAUCAUCGAUAAGGCUUGCGACUGGGAGAAGCGAAGCGGUGCGACCUUUGAGGCGGAAAAGACGGCGAUUAUACAUUUCACUAGGUAUACUGGCAGGGUAGACGUGGAGCCGUUUACCAUCAAGGGUGAGGAAGUUCGGCCAAAGGAACAGGUCAAGGUCCUUGGGGUCAUCAUGGACUCGCGGCUCCACUACAAGCAGCACAUUGCAAGAGCAGCGACCAAAGGCCUAGAGGUGGCAAUGGAGCUGAAACGACUCAAAGGGCUGGCUCCCUCUGCAACGAGACAACUCUUCACGGCCAUGGUAGCCCCCAAAGUGGACUACGCCUCCAACGUCUGGAUGCACGCAUGCAAGACGAGACCGGCAGCUGCCAUCCAGCGAGUGCAAAGACUAGGAGCACAAGCAAUCAUAGGGUCCUUCACAAGCGUGGCGACAGGAGUAGCGGAAGCGGAAGCCUACAUAGCGACCAUCUACGAACGGUUCUGGAGAAGAGCGAGCAAGCUUUGGGUAGAUCUACAUACUUUGCCACGGACCAACCCACUCCGUAGCCUCCCACGGGGAAUCAAGGCGUUCAAGCGGUUCAUCUCCCCACUCAGGCGUAUUGCGGACGUUUGCAAGGAAAUACCAAAGGGCACCAUGGAAGUGAUUCAGCCAUACACUCUAGCACCCUGGGAGGCACGCAUGCAAGCUACACUGAGCGACAGGGGGGAGGAAGAAGAAGACAAGGUCAAGGACUUGGCUCAGGCCCGAUGGGCAGUCAGAAUGGCGACCAGUAGUUCUGCAAGGAACGGACUGGUCGGCAUGGGAGGAACUGUCCGGCUUCCGCUCUCCAUGGCAAAAGCGGGCAAAAUCGUCGAAACCUUUUCAGUCACGCUGGGUACGAGGGAAGAACACAACCCCUACACAGCUGAGCUGGCAGCUAUCGCUCACGGCCUCAAAUGGCUGCCGGAGAUGAGGUAUCGAGUCGUUGUCAUCCUGACAAGCAACAAAUCCGCGGCGCAGGCCAUACGCAAUCCCCGUCAACAAUCCGGACAAGGGCAUAUCCGGGACAUAUACAACUCCAUGGAGGCGCUUCAGAGAGACAAGAACAGGGUCAACAUAGUCUGGUUACCCUCGCGCGCUGGACUCAAAGUCCAGAGAAUAGCCAAGACAUCAGCCCGCCAAGCAACGGAGCCAUACGCCACGCCACAACGAACAUCAGUGAAAGCAAUGUCCACCAUUCUGAACCAAACAAGGGCAGAGCUCCGAAGCGAACGAAGACUACCAGAAGGGGUGGGUAGACACUCCAGAAGGGUUGAUUCAGCCCUGCCUGGAAGACACACUCGCCUACUAUAUGACCAGCUGUCAUGGAAGGAAGCCAGCGUGCUGGCACAGCUAAGGACCGGAAUGGCCCGGCUCAACGGUUAUCUGUAUCAGAUUCGAGCUGCGCCGACAGAUGAGUGCCCGACCAAGAAGAAGAGCGAUGACUAG
Molecule: messenger RNA, 4851 nt
Organism: Fusarium keratoplasticum
Lineage: Eukaryota; Fungi; Ascomycota; Sordariomycetes; Hypocreales; Nectriaceae
Exons: 3
Coding region: 1-4851 (1616 amino acids)
Molecular function (GO): catalytic activity; nucleic acid binding
Source: RefSeq, a predicted model, not a curated record